AUGAACACGAAAGCCAAAGAAAUUAAUGAAGAAACUUACUCUCGAAGUAGUCCUUCAAAAAAGAAAAUAGAAAGUAUUGAUACGGAUCAACUAGAAUAUACGGCUACCACUUUAUUAACUUAUGGAACUAUUGUUUUUGCCGUAGUUUUAGGUUUAGGUUCAAUCACUUAUAUGACUAUUCAACAAUUAAAAAAGGAUAUUUCUCUACAAAGCCGGAGUAAUCCAAAAAGUAACUAG
This is a messenger RNA of Entrophospora candida, 237 nucleotides long. Lineage: Eukaryota; Fungi; Glomeromycota; Glomeromycetes; Entrophosporales; Entrophosporaceae. The record is from the annotation of a GenBank genome assembly.